This is a messenger RNA of Ruditapes philippinarum (Manila clam), 880 nucleotides long. RefSeq names its product C-type lectin domain family 17, member A-like. The record is from RefSeq and is a predicted model, not a curated record. The transcript is spliced from 5 exons. NCBI's taxonomy places the organism in Eukaryota, Metazoa, Mollusca, Bivalvia, Venerida, Veneridae. Bases 154 to 630 code for a protein of 158 amino acids.
AACAAGCCCAUGUAUCUACUUACGAUGUAAUUAAAUUUACAAAUAAAAAGAACAUAUCACUCUGGCGGUGUCACUUACUUAAAGAGAUUGGCAGGAUCAGAAAGGAAUAAAGAGACAGUAUUAAAAUAGUAUACUAUACAGUGCCUUGUUCACAUGCUGUUUGGAAAUAUGAAGACCGCUGUAGCAUUGUUUGUCGUGACAAGCCUUGUGUCGGGAGUUAAUGCAAGAGCUUGCUGCAAUGAUGGCUGGAUACCAUAUAAAGGUCAUUGUUACCACAUUGCUUAUGGGACGCUUCUUACAUUUUCUGAGGCACGGGCGUACUGCCACGAUCGUGGAGCUUACCUUGUACGGCUUGAAACGUUUGCUGAACACACAUUCUUGGCAGGAAUUCUAAGGACAACAAAGGCUGGAGAUAUGUGGAUUGGAUUGACCGACAAGAGUCACGAAGGGAUCUGGAGAUGGUUUGACACACACGAGCAUGCUACAUUCUCUGACUGGGGAAAAGGGGAGCCCAACAAUGCUCAUGGUGCUGAAGAUUGUGUACACUUUAGUCCCGGUCGGGGCUACAAGUGGAACGAUGUGCCAUGCAGUUUUAAAUUUAGACCAUUGUGCGAAACUGAAUUCAGAUAAAUUGCAAACAUUAAUGAACAAAAUUUGUUACUUGUUUAGUUAUUAUUUCAAGUGUAUAUAAUAUAUACAUACAAAUGUAUUAACAAAGAACUGACAAGUUCAUAUUUCACAAUAGCAGGUAUCGAAUGCCUUGUGGCAGCUGUAUAAAGUUGCACAUUUUGUUUCAUUCAAGGGUUGUUAUAUUUGUUCUUGGCUUUCUUGAUCAUUGUCUCAAGUACAUUAAGUAUUAAAGUAGUUCUGUACAUUCAUA